Messenger RNA from Rhipicephalus sanguineus (brown dog tick), 2468 nucleotides. Its product is annotated as nose resistant to fluoxetine protein 6. The record is from RefSeq and is a predicted model, not a curated record. The transcript is spliced from 17 exons. NCBI's taxonomy places the organism in Eukaryota, Metazoa, Arthropoda, Arachnida, Ixodida, Ixodidae. The coding region runs from base 1 to 2460 and encodes 819 amino acids. Gene Ontology annotation, molecular function: acyltransferase activity, transferring groups other than amino-acyl groups.
AUGCCAGACGGGUCGGAGUCCGAAAACGUCGCAGACAUAGACAGGACAUUCUCGGAGUACUUCACGAACUUGUUCUCCGAGGGCGACCCGGAUACAGGCGCGGAUGUGUCAAUUAGGGAGUUGGAACCGGAGCUGACCUUGCAUCGAGUGGCCGAGAAGCUGGCCCUUGCCACGUACGACGCGCUGCGAGCCUCCCACGAGCUGCGCUUCAAACCGUCACCGUGUGUCCAAACAGUUCUUCCACGAACAGUAUAUUUCGGGACACGAGCGUCACUACGAAAGCCAAACGAUGUGGCCCGCGCGAGUCGCGAUCUGUGGAAUCUCGAUCGCGUCUGUGUGAUCGCGCGCGCGGCAAGCGCGUCUCAAGGUCUGUCCUCGACGGAGGACGAAGGCGGCAAGAGAGGCGGCCCUUCCGAAGGUGCGACGUCGUCCUUACUCCGGGGCCUCGUGGCCAGCGUGGUUCCCGUGCUGCAGCGGUCCUUCGCUCGUGCCAACGUGUCCGCAUUGUGCACGGAAGCGCUCAUGGACUUCUCCAGGAGGAUACUCAGGAUGGACAUCGCAGCCUGGAGGUUUCUGGACGCGACGGGCAAAUUUCCUUCCGGCAUCCUGGAAGGCACCACGGGGGAUCUGGGUGCUUACGACGAAUGCCUGGCUUCGAGACUCGAGCCGGCCUCCGAAGUCAAGUCCUCACUCUCCUCCCGUGGCCAGUACUGCAGCGUGUUUCUCAAGCCGAAGCAGUCGCGGGCAAUGGACAAGCUCAUCUCACAGCUGACGCGCUACCCCGUCAUCAAGAAGCGGUUCAACUUGACCAUGGCGCGCAAGGCAAUCAGGAAAGGGCGUGUCCGCGGCCUGCGCUUCGGACUUGUCAUAUACUCUGCACUGGCAUUCUGCGUCCUUCUGGGAACGAUACUUGACGUGCUAGAAAGGCUUAAGAAGAACGAGCCUUCUCUAUUGCGUAAGGACAAAAAGGCAGGGGUAUGGACGGUAGCGUGGAAGGCGUUUUCUGCUGCAAAAAACACGGAAUCGCUGCUCAAGGAGACCCCUCCCGAGCACGAGAGCCUGAAGUGCCUGAACGGGCUGCGCUUCUUCACUGCCCUGUGGGUCAUAUUGGGACACAGCUACAACAUACUGGACCCGCAUAUCCUCGGAAGAGGCCUUGGAAUCUUCGAGAUGACGAACGAAUUUUUCUUUUGCAUUAUCGCGAAUGCCUAUCCCAGUGUCGAAUCAUUCUUCGUUCUCAGCGGAUUUCUUCUAGUGUACCAAAUGUAUCCCAAGCUCAAGGACGUUCGCUCAAGAAUAAUGGUUUUCUUGACGGCUGAGAUAAGGCGGUACAUCAGGUUGACAGUGCCCACGGCCCUCCUGUUGGGCUCGGUGUUCCUCCUGCCCUUGGUGGUUCGCGGUCCCGCUGCCGACCAGUGGUUGCCGGGCAAGGUGGUCAACUGUUACCAGAGUUGGCCAGCCGUCAUUCUGCACUACAACAACUGGCUCACGCACGUUCGCAUUUGCUCCGGCCAUUUGUGGUACAUAGCGUGUGACAUGCAGAUAUUCACCCUCGUCUCUGUCCUCUGCAUCCUGCUUUCCAUAAACGCACGGCUGGGCAUCGCCGCCAUGGUAUCCGUGUCCAUUGGCUGCAACGCCUUCAUCGCCUACUUCACGCACAAGGCACAGAUUGGACCUUCACGUGUCAGCUCGGGUGGCGACGUUUCGAAGAUGAUGCAAGCUCUCGACCUGAUCCAUCAGCGACCGUACCCGCACGUUGGAUCGUACGUCGCCGGAGCCCUGGCGGGAUUCGCUUUCCUCCGAUUCCGAAACGUGCGCAUCGGCAGGGUGGCGCAGUUGGCCAUGUGGUCGUUCUCGACUGCAGCCUGCGUGUACGGAGUGUUCGGUGCCUUCAAGUGGCUCAAAGGAGCGCCUCCUACGGGCGCUGACGUGGUGCUCUACAACGGGCUUCACCGGACGCUCUUCGCAGCGGGCAUCGCCUGGGUCCUGUACGCCUGCGCGUCGGGACAUGCCGGCCUGGUCAACCGUUUCCUGGCGUGGGAUGCAUUCGUGCCGCUUGGACGAUUAACCUUUUCCGUCUACCUCGUGCAUUUCUUUGUGCUAGUCGCUACGCCCGGAAUGGCCCGGGAGAGGAUCUACAUCGCGCAUUGGUUUCUGGUCCGUGGCUUCCUGGGCAACGCAGUGCUCAGCUACCUGUUUGGCUGGGCCUUCUACUUGGUCUGCGAGAAACCUUUCUCGAACAUCGAGCGUUCCUGCUUCGACCGCUUCGUCAACCGACGCGGUCGCGAGCAGUCACGAACCAAUGACUCGUGCGCGUCGUCUAUGGUGGUGCUCACCGCUAACCAGAGGAACGAGCUGCUGGACGAGGCAUCUUCUGCGAGCAAGUUACAAGGCGCAGCGGUGCUUGCGUCUGGCGUCGUCGCCACGGACUACGGGGGCUGCUGCCGAAACACACGUUAAUCGGACCC